Messenger RNA from Callorhinchus milii (elephant shark), 1263 nucleotides. RefSeq names its product low density lipoprotein receptor class A domain containing 2 (gene ldlrad2). The transcript is spliced from 5 exons. Lineage: Eukaryota; Metazoa; Chordata; Chondrichthyes; Chimaeriformes; Callorhinchidae. Gene Ontology annotation, molecular function: protein binding. The coding region runs from base 110 to 1252 and encodes 380 amino acids. The record is from RefSeq and is a predicted model, not a curated record.
AAGAGACGCUGGUUCGUAGCGGAAAGCGAUUGAAUCCGUGAGAGAAAGCAAAGCGACAGUGUCACUGUCAGUGUUCGCCUGCUUUAGAGAUUUUACGCCUCUUUGAAGGAUGGGGAACGACACAGGAAAAGCUUCACAAGUUUUUCUUCUGCUGAGCCUGAUGCUGCUACAAGUGAACUCCAUGCAAACAGUCAACCUGGUGGAUUUAUGUGGGCAGAACAUCAAAGGAGAUGGAAUGAUUGUCAACUCGCACGGUGAAUCUCGCAAGUAUUAUUUUGUGACGGUGAGGACUGACUGCCUUGUCACCAUGCAGGCAGCGAGGCUGAAGGACAAAGUUCAGUUCCACUUCCGAUUCUUCCUGGUCUACAGCCUCCUGAGAGAGUCCUCCAUCCACUAUCCCACCACCGCGUCCGAGAUACUUCAUCACAACACCACAGGAGCCUUCGUCCCACAAAACACCAGCAAGCUGGGGCUGUACUCCCCCUGGGAGGAGACUGGCGACCCAUGCAAUGCUGGAUCCUAUGUGCAAUUUUAUGAUGGGAAAGAUAAGAAUUCGCCUCCCAUUGGCUCUCCGUUAUGUGGAAAAAGUAUCCCCAGACCAAUUUAUUCAACUGGGAGCCAUCUCUCUCUGAGGCUGGUCACCAGAGGCCAGCAGCCAAGAGUAGACUUUGUUGGGGAUUUCACCUCCUACAGAAUAGGUUUCAACUCCUCAGAAUGCCGUGCAGAAUCUUACUUUCAGUGCCAGAACGGAAAAUGUAUCCCCUCGAGUCUGGUCUGCGAUUCCAAAGCGAUCGACAACUGUGAAGAUGGAAGUGAUCAGUCCAGUCUCUCUCCAGCAAACUGCAAAGCUCAUGUCUCCACUUCAGCGACUCAGGCCGGCAGCACCAGCUCGGUGUUGCCAAACAUCUCGACGUCCCCUCCUAACAACCUCACAGCCGUGUGCGAAAUACACAACAAGCAAACACCGGCAGAGCCUGGCACGGCUCCCCGGGCAGAUUCUGUCAGAGACACCUCGUACGUCUCGUGGCUGGUGCUUUACGUGGUGCUGGGAGCGCUCGGCGGGGCUGCGCUCCUCUUCUGGUGCUGCUGGUCACCGGGCUGCUGCAUCUGGAGACUCAGUGUCUGCAGGUUCCUCCCGUGCUGCAACUCCUUCUGUGCCUCCUGCCAACUCUGUACCCGCAGCUGCUCCCAGAAGGACAGUAGGUGCCUGGCCAAGGUCACACCACAAAACACAGUCACUGUUCACAUGUAACUACCACAGAC